AUGGCUCCUCAGGACAAAAAGUACCAAGUUGACGUCCCCAGUGGGGAGAGCCUCACUAGCGACGAUGCUGAGCUCAUUGCGAUGGGAUAUCAGCCCUCAUUUAAGAGAGAGUUUACGAAUAUUGCUACGAUAUCAUUCGCAUUCUCUAUCAUGGGCAUGUGCUCAUCCAUCGCAACGACUUUCAACACCCCCCUCACCCUUGGUGGACCCGCAUCGGUGGUUUGGUGUUGGAUUUUGGGAGCCACCAUGUGUUUUACACUCGGUGCCAGUAUUGCAGAGAUCGUGUCUGCUUUCCCCACUGCCGGUGGACUAUACACCGCUUCUGCUCAGCUCGUUCCUCCGAAACAACGUGCCAUCGUAGGAUGGGUUGUAGGCUGGCUCAAUAUGCUCGGUCAAGUUGCUGGUGUCUCCAGUACGGAAUUCGGAUUGUCAAACAUGAUUUGGGGAGCAGUGGUUAUAUCCAAAAACGACGAGAAUUUUGUCGUAACUCAAGGGAUGGUUGUCGGUCUUAUGGCCGCACUGCUCGUCGUGCACGGUCUACUCAACUCGCUUGCGACCAAAUACCUCGCUCGAAUGACGAGUGGCUUCGUUUUUGUCAACAUUGGUGCCACGCUCCUAAUCACCAUUGUACUCCUAGCCAAGACUCCUCGGAGUGAAAUGCACCCGGCAAACUACGUGUUUGGCUCUGCUGGUGUGGUCAAUCAAACCGGAGGCUGGAAUACAGGGAUUGCAUUCCUCUUUGGCUUGCUUUCCGUCCAAUGGACUAUGACAGAUUAUGAUGCGACAGCACAUAUUUCGGAAGAAGUACAGCGUGCUGCCGUUGCUGCACCCGCUGCGAUCUUCAUUGCCGUCGUGGGCACAGGACUUCUUGGAUGGCUCUUCAACAUCGUGCUCGUUCUUUGCUCUGGCCCACUCGAGGAUCUCCCGGGCCCAUCCGGCCUCGCCGUGUUGGAAAUUAUGUAUAGACGCAUCGGACGCGCGGGUGCAUUGUUCCUUUGGGUUUGGGUCUGCCUUACUGCGUUCUUCGUUGUUCAAACCGCACUUCAAGCAUGCUCUCGCACCUUCUAUGCGUUCUCGCGUGACCGGGGUCUCCCGGAUAAGGGAAUUUUUGGGCGCAUUACCAAGAACCAUGUCCCAUUGUACGCAGUGUGGCUCGUCGUAUUUCUCAGCAUUCUACCGGGUCUCUUGGAUCUUGCCAGCCCCAUUGCCGCGCAAGCCAUCUUCGCGCUGACCGCCAUGGCCCUGGAUCUAUCGUACAUCGUCCCCAUCGCAUGCAGGCGAAUUUUCCGGAACCAUCCCGAAGUCCACUUCAAGCCCGGCCCAUUCUACAUGGGAGAUGGGUUCCUUGGCUGGGCUGUCAACAUAAUGUGCAUUCUCUGGACUCUUUUCGUGGCGGUUAUCCUUGCUCUCCCAACAAUUAUACCCGUGACUCAGCUAAACAUGAAUUAUGCAUCUGUCAUCACCGUCGGUGUUAUGGUUUGCUCUCUUGCGUGGUACUUCGCAGGAGCACGAAAGCAUUAUCAUGGUCCUACGAGCAAUCUUGGACCCAAUCACCAAUCAGGCGAGAGGGACAGUGGCAAAGACCUCCCUUCUUACGACGAUAUUUCGAAUCAAAGCCCGAUGACUCGAGUGCAACAAGCCUGA
Messenger RNA from Rhizoctonia solani, 1644 nucleotides. Its product is annotated as amino acid permease. The transcript is spliced from 18 exons. Bases 1 to 1644 code for a protein of 547 amino acids. The record is from RefSeq and is a predicted model, not a curated record. Gene Ontology annotation, cellular component: membrane. NCBI's taxonomy places the organism in Eukaryota, Fungi, Basidiomycota, Agaricomycetes, Cantharellales, Ceratobasidiaceae. Gene Ontology annotation, molecular function: transmembrane transporter activity. Gene Ontology annotation, biological process: amino acid transport; transmembrane transport.